AUGUUAAAUUCAGAAGCUUUCCUUACUGUUAUAUUUCUUCAUAACGGGUUACUGAUUAAAAAGGAUUGCGGACCAUUUGUACCAGCUACAGUGUAUCAAUUAAUUUUUCAUGUUCCUCAAUUUUUCUUGAGGUCCAUGUCAUUUAAACCGGUUGAGCUUCGUGUGCUUAUCAAGACGCUAGAAAAGUCGAUGACGUGGCAUCAUGGCAAAGAAUAUGAUAAAAGAUCUGGU
Dentiscutata heterogama is the source of this 231-nucleotide messenger RNA. NCBI's taxonomy places the organism in Eukaryota, Fungi, Glomeromycota, Glomeromycetes, Diversisporales, Gigasporaceae. The record is from the annotation of a GenBank genome assembly.